UGGCUGAAACGAGAUGCAGUCUCCCAUUGGAACCCCUGUCAUUGGGUGUCACAAUCCAUGAAUAUCCUUUGGGCACUUCUGAAGGGAACUCAUCUAGGUAUAAUUUGCACCAACUCCUCCACCACUUUAACAUGGUAUUCUAGCUAAACUGUGUUAAGAGCUGACACAGAGAGUUAUUUGGAAUCAAGGUACCCUAAGAAAAGGAUCCUGUUCAUUUCUCAAGAUAGAGUGUUGGAUGUACCAUUGUUGGGUUGGCAUGUGAGUAAAAUUCAAGGACAGCUACAUGCAGCUCAUCAGCCUCUAAGAACAGGUACAAUGUGAGUGGAAAGAAAAAAAAGCAUUGGAGUCAUGAAUCCUCCCUUCAUUCACAAUUUCUUAGAGCUUAGACCUAAAGUAACAGCAAGAAAAUCUUGUUCAAGUCCAUUUUCUUAUAGGCAGUAUUGGUCUUCUAAGAAAAGUAUAAUUUUGAAUAAUCCUGAUAUAUAUUGUGGUGAAUCAGAUUUGAACCUUACAAACUCAUGUGAUGAUUCUGUUAGAGAUCUAAAAUCUCAUUUUAUAUCAACUGUAUGUUCACAUAAAUCAGUCAACUCAUUUCCAAACAAAGAAGAUUUGACACAUUCUGUAAAGCAAGAAUGCCUGAUGGAAAAUAAAAGUAAUCCUAACCAGGAAUGUAAAAAUGUAAAAGGGUGUGAACCAAGUUUUCAAGAUAGAAACUAUAAAAAUUUAUCCAAUGAAAACAUUCUUAGCAGAGUUUCAAGCGAAAAUCAACUCUGUCAACUACAAAAAGGUAAUUUAUUUCCUAGAUUGUUGAAGCAGACACAAGAAGAUGGUUCAUUAUUUGAAAAUGCAGACUUUGGUGCACAAGAUUUCUUGUCUGUUCAUAAGAACAAAAUCAUAAAAGCAAAAGAACAUGGUGAUAGCAAUUCAAGGUGUGAAUUAGGAUUAAAGCAAAAUGAAAAGGGAUUAUGUCAUACAAUAGAACCAUUUAGUGGUUAUGAGGAGAGCAUAGAAGAGAAUACCACUACUAAAAAGGAGGCUUUAGUAAAACCUUUUCGAAGCUUUGUUACUCAGGAAAUUAAAAAGGAGUUGUUAGUAAUGAAGAGUGAAAAUAAGAAUUUUUCAUUUCAAUCUAGGGAAAAUAAUGGUGUUCUUACCAAAUCUUUGAAAAGAAUGCCAUUCAUUCAUAGUAAGUCAAGAUCAUCGGAAGUUCCUGUUGUCAAGAUUAAGCCUAUGAUGCGAAUUCCUGUUGUGACACAAGAUGAUUUUACUUCUACUAAAGAAGGAAGUAUGAGUGAGACUGUUCCUGUUUUCACUUGUAGCUCAUUAAGUUCCUUGCAGGUAAAGUCAAAACAAGAAUUGUUACAUGAUUACAAAUGUUAUGAAAAUCCUAAUAUUCUUAUCACGCCAGUGACUGGAAAUGUAUCUAGAAAAUCCAAAAUAACUACAGCACGGUCUAGUGAAAGACUGAAAAAAAAGAGACUCAGCUCUCAACGAUUAUCAUUCUUAUACCAGAAGCACAGUGGGUACAGAGAAUUAUCACUACAAAAAACAAAAUAUUUACUAACAUCAGAUGCAAAGGAAAAUGUGGGAAUGCUCCAGAAGAAAAAACAAAAUCAUAGGAAUAAAAAUGUAGCUAGUCACUCUGGCUUUCAAUUUGUUAAAAAAUCAUUUCAUAAAAGGCAAGCUUCACACCCUUUAAAAUAUUUUAACAGCAAAACAAGAAAAAACUGCUUCAGAAGAAAAUCUACAAAUAAAAAACAUUCAGAUGAUAAUAGAAAAACUUAUUCUGUUAGUUCUCAACCAGGUCCAUCUUUUGACUCAGAAGAUAAGAAUGAUACAAUGACAGAAAUUCAAAGACAUUUGAAUGGAAAUAAGUCAGAAUGCUCAGUUUUUGCAGCAGAACAAUUGAGUUCGUGCAUAGCUAUACCAAAAGAAGAAAAUGAAGGAGAAUCAGCUGAUCCGUCACCCAGAGAUAAUUUAGAAAAAUUCUGUAGCUUAUCUGAAAAUAACAGUAAUGUGAAUCUUCAUGACAGUCUUCAAUCAAUUCCAGGUUCCCCAGAAGAGAAAGAUAUGCCAGAACUUCUUCCUAUCCCAUUUGAUGAUACUGUUGAAAAUGUUGCACCAUUAUCUCCUGAAAUGCCUUUAUUAAUUCCUUUUACAUCAGAACAUGAAGAACCUCCUGUUCUUUCUCUUGAAGAACCUAAAAUUAAUAUUUCUUCAGAAGAGAUAUCUAAAAAAUGUGAUUUAGACAUACUUAUGUAUAAUACUAAUUCAAGUAGAAAAUUAUGUGCUUCAUUUUUGAGCAGUACACCUUGCUCAAGUCUGUCUGUGACAAAAAAAAUGGGAAUCCAAGAAACUAACAGGUCAUUUUAUACCAAGAAUGAAUACUGCACUAAACCCAUACCUAAAAGAACUGCUAGAAAGUCAUUUCCUAGGAGAUAUGUGUGUGAAGAAUCAGUUGUGCAGAACACAAAUUUAAAAAAGCAUUCUCUGUUUCAGCCAGUUGUUCUUGUUGAAAGAAUUACACCAGAAGAACUUUCAGUGUGUCCAUCUUAUAGCUUUUCUAAUUCCAAUUUGCAAAACAUGUCAUGUCAUGAAAAACUACACACAAACCAUAUCCUGUUCUCAGAGAAGAUGAAAGAAACUGGUGUUAUAAAAGGAUGGAAAGAACCAGAGAUGGAUAUAAUUGAUGGAGUUGAAUUUUUAGGUUUCAAAAAUGAGGAAGACAUCACUAAAUAUACUCUUACAUUUUGUGACUGGCUUAAUGAUAAUGAGCUGUCAUUUAGGGUGGAAGAAGAUAGACAAUCAGUAAUAUCUAGUCACGCUAUCAACAAAGAUUUUAUUAUACCAACCAAGACCAAGGAUAUUACUAAGAUAAAGGGUUGGAAGAAAAAACUAUUUCAUCGAAAAGUAGAAGGUAUGUGUAAUUCCGUUGAAAGUAAUGAAAACAAAAACAGUGAAGAUAGUUUUUGUGAUAAGAAGAAAAUUUCAUCAACAUAUAAGCAAAAUGAUGUCUCACACAAUAGUACUUUGAAUAGUGUUGUCUUAAAAUAUAAAAAUGAUUAUAAAAUUUGGGCAGAUAUAGCAAAGUUUGCAUUGUCACCAUUGGUCAUAUUUUCUGAAAAACUAGCCUCAAAAUUCAGAAAUAGUGAAAAAGUGGUAAAUUCUCUUGAUUCUAUUGAAAACAGAAGUUCACACACGGUUUUUGUAAGUGAACUGCUAGAAGAGUUUCUUGACACCAAAGCUGAGUUAAAAGUUGGAUUGCUUGCACGUUAUUCUCCUCUUACUCUUUUACCUCCCACUGCAGCUGUUUUGUCAAUGGGCUCACUUAAAAAAGAUAAAUCUGUUAGAACAAAGCAAAGCUAUGCUGCAAAAUUAUUGAAGAAAUCUGAAAGUGAAUGUAAUAACAACAUUUUAGAGUCUUCAGAAGAAAAAGAAGAUGUCCAAGAUCAUGAAAAAGAAAAUGACAAUGUACUACCAUCAGAGUUAAAUUUUGAAUUUUAUGAAAGGACUCUUUUUGAUGGCUUAUAUAGGAACCCUGCAGAAAGAUUAAAUCUUAAUAGAAAGUAUUUAGGAAGUUUAGCAGAAAACACAUCAAAGAAAAAUAAAAGAAAUUUCAUUCCAGUCAACAAAACAAAACUAAAAAAACAUGAAACAGAAGGACAUAUAAAUGUAAGUGGGAUUGAGUCAUUGGGUGUAAAUGCUUCACAGAAGUCUAUUGUACCACUUAUUAGACAUACUCUUUGCACAGAUGGAAUAUUAAACGAGGUAGAAUUGAACAAAUUGGCUGAGAAUUUAUCAUCAGAUGUUCACAGUAGAUAUGGUCUUGAAAACAUAUCAUGCUUUUUUCCUAUUAUUUCGGAAGAAAGUGCAAAACAAGCUUUAUCAUCCUUGAAUUUUAGUGUCAUGUCAAACACUAGUAAAAGCAUGGAACCAAGUAAGAAAGUCAAUUUCAAGAAUAGUGAGGCUUUUAAUAGUAAAACACAAAAAAUGGAUUCCUUGAAAAAACGUUUUUCGCAAGACUUUCAGCAAAUUGGACAAAAAGGAUACAUGGAAGAUUUCAAAGUAUAAUACAGUGAAGAAAAACAAAUUAGGUUCAAAAAGAUUGUUUCCAAGUAGGAAGAAAAGCACUGUGAGGACCAUUC
Molecule: messenger RNA, 4145 nt
Organism: Limulus polyphemus (Atlantic horseshoe crab)
Lineage: Eukaryota; Metazoa; Arthropoda; Merostomata; Xiphosura; Limulidae
Exons: 4
Coding region: 349-4071 (1240 amino acids)
Source: RefSeq, a predicted model, not a curated record